AUGGUCGAGAAGAGCGAAACAGAAGGGAAAGCUAACGAGUCGGACGUUGUCGAUUGGGAGGGCCCCGACGACCCAGCACAUCCUCGAAACUGGAAGCCGGGAACUAAGCUGAUACACGUCCUUCUCGUCAGCGCAUUCACAUUGUACUCGAAUCUAGCUGCGGUGAUAUUUGCCCCGGGAGCUGAUGCGCUCUGCAAAGAGUUUGGCAUUACCGACAGCGUUGUCGCUUCCCUAACUGUUACUAUCUACAUCCUGGGUUUUGCCCUCGGCCCUCUUUUCAUCAGUCCCAUGUCCGAGAUCUACGGGAGACUCGUUAUUUACCAUAUCGGGAACGGCCUCUAUUGUGCCUUCACCAUUGGUUGUGCACUAAGCACCAACACCGCCAUGUUCUUGGUUUUUCGUUUCAUUACUGGAUGUGUCGCCGCCUCUCCAAUGGCAAUAGGAGGUGGGACUAUUGCAGACCUCCACAAACAAGAGGAGCGUGGAAAGGCCAUGGCACUGUUUGGCCUCGGCCCACUUCUAGGUCCGGUAGUCGGCCCUGUUAUUGGCGGUUUUGUCACGGAAUAUCUUGGCUGGCGCUGGACAUUCUGGCUGGUUCUGAUCCUGGCUGGCGUUAUUUCUCUACUAGCCAUUCCAUUAAUGCGGGAAACGUAUGAGCCCGUUCUCCUCGAGCGUGAGGCCAAGCGACUACGGAAGGCUACCGGAAACGACCGACUCCGGCCUCGUACGCACAACAAAGACCUCAGUCAACCAGAGCUCCUAGCUCGUGCCAUUAUACGCCCGACCAGGAUGCUUCUAUUCUCACCCGUUGUCUUCCUCAUCUCUCUCUACACUGCCUUUAUGUUCAGCCUUAUAUACCUCCUCUUCACAACCUUUCCCGCUGUAUUCGAGGAAACUUACGGGUUCCGCCCUGGUCUCGCAGGACUUUCGUAUCUUGGACUGGGUCUGGGGAUGCUCCUCGCUGUCGUUCUCUUCGGCGUGCUGAGUGACAAGCUCCUCCACCAGCAACGGGGAGGGACAGUUUCCCGGCCGGAGCUCCGCUUGCUCUUGAUGAUGUGGUGCAGUCCCCUCAUGCCUAUCGGCUUUUUCAUCUACGGCUGGAGUGCCGACAAGCACACGCACUGGAUAGUGCCCAUAAUCGGAACCUUUAUUAUCGGCCUCAGCACCUUCCUUGUCAUGAUGCCCGCACAACUCUAUCUCGUGGACGCCUUUGGGUCGGAUGCUGCCGCUUCUGCUCUCGCCGCCAACACCGUGCUGCGUAACGUUACAGGAGCGUUCUUGCCUCUUGCGGGUAGUCCCUUAUACCAGAAUUUGGGACUAGGAUGGGGAAAUAGCUUGUUGGCAUUCAUUGGUUUGGGGCUUGCUCCUGUUCCAUUAUCAUUUUACAAGUACGGCGAGUAUUUGAGAAAACGAUUUGCAGUAGACUACUAA
Messenger RNA from Scedosporium apiospermum, 1431 nucleotides. Its product is annotated as putative MFS transporter. Gene Ontology annotation, biological process: transmembrane transport. Bases 1 to 1431 code for a protein of 476 amino acids. The record is from RefSeq and is a predicted model, not a curated record. Lineage: Eukaryota; Fungi; Ascomycota; Sordariomycetes; Microascales; Microascaceae. Gene Ontology annotation, molecular function: transmembrane transporter activity. The transcript is spliced from 4 exons.